CCCACGACACCAUCUCGUCACAAUCGAUCCGAUUUAUGGGGGCGAAAUGGAUUCAGGCGAUACCCAAUAUGUCUUCAAAGAGACACGAGUAAACCUCGACCCUCCAACGACGUCCUCUGUUGUUACGAUCCGAGUACCCUCAAACUCGAUACAUGGCCGAAAUCAUCGCAAAGCGACAGGAGAGAACAGUUUGGAGGAUGAGACGUCGUUUCGAGUGAAGAACUUGGCCAGUUCUUCAUCCAUCUACCACCGAAUUUGGCACGACACACCGCGUAGUUUCCUCUGGCGAAUUCUCGAGGACGGUACACUACUCAGCAUUCGGGCUGUCGAUGUUUGCAAGAAAACACAAGCCGCCGAGUUUCCUCUGUCCCUGAACUUUCACUUUUCCGUCCCAAUUCAGCCAGGAUGUGUGGCAUUCUCGGACCACGAAGAACACGACUCGCUUUGUGUUUUUGUUCUUGAUCAGGCAUACCAACUAUACAGCUUCCAUCUUCGACCGGAUCUGUUCAGAAAAAGAUCGGCCAUCGAUGCUGGGCUUUCUGAUUUGGGCAAGGUCCAGGCGCCAGCGGGAUUGGGUUUCAAGCAUCCACACCGUAUGGUUGCUGUGAACGCGGAGACACUACUAGUGACGGUGAACGAUGGAGGAAUGAUCAGGCUGGAUAAAACCAAGGCAAAUGAUCUAUCAUCGAACGUCUGGAAGGAAUCGUUCUUCAACGUGCAGGGAUGGGCGCAGAACCUCCGAAGCCUUCUUCCCUUCCAGGGAAAGCACACAAUCAAGCACGGCAAGACCAACAUGGAGUACAGCUCGGCCACAUCGAUUCAAGUCACCAGCCUUGGAUUAGAGGACUGUCUCUUCGCCAUCACCGUCUGUCUCGACCACAGAAUGCGAAUUUGGAACAUUAACGAUGGCCAGAUUCUGUACACAAGCGAUAUCCUUAACGCCGAGAGGAACCCCCAGGAGAUUGGUAAAUGGGCUAUUGACCCAUCACAAGCAAAUCUUGUGCAGAUUGUAGGCCGGAAUCGUGGCAGUAGGGUUUGCGCAACGUUCUCGCCCAUCGGCGCUGGAGAGUUCAAGUUCUGGAAGAUCACAGCAAAGGAUGCGUCCAGCGUCGUCGUUGAGGACAUCUUCCCAAAGAACUCAUUGAUCCCGGUCACGCCAUCUUCUUCCGACGUAUGGACCCUCGCAGACUUUGUUCUAUCCUGCCCCGCCGAGAGUGCUAUCCAACUUUGGACCCUAUGGAAGAACAACAUGACAUACAGGGUGCAGAGGCUUGAAGUGGAUCGCAAGAAUAUCUCACAGAGCUGGCAGGAUAACUGGGAUGGCGUUUAUGCAGACAACUUGAUCCAGGCCGCCGAUGGGUCUGGCCCUUCCGAUCCAACAGAUGUCACCGAGAAAUGGCUUCAACUCAUUUUGAAGCCCGGUCAAUUUACGAAAUCGACCCUCGAGGCAGCAUUGUCUAUCUAUGAGCGAGGCUUUGGAAAAUCAAAAGAGGUUGGAAAGGGUCGAGGGCUCGCCGAGGCGAUCUGCUCGAUAUUGGGAUCAACUGCAACACUAGAUCGGGGUUCUUCGGGCACGAUGGAAUACGAAACCUUUCGCGCGUCGAGUGAGGCUCAGUGGUUGAGGUUCUACCGUCUAUUGCUCGAAUUGGAUAAGCAACGAGGAGAAGCACUUGGACUAACCCUUGACCCUCACACAGGCCUGGCUUGGGUUGUCUGCGCCGACUUUCUUUCAGCCAUCCGGGAAUGCAGUAGCCUGGAGCGACUGUACUAUAACUUAUCCUCGCCCGAACAAGACCAGCUGACUCAAGCGGCCCUGAUCGGAUCGGGCUUGACAUUUGUGGAAGGAUUCCCAGAAUAUUUGAUGCAAUCUUGCCAGGCCACACUCCGACCUGAGCUGUUCGAAGAUUCAUCCAAGACUGAUCUCGAACGUAUUCAGUAUUUCUCCGACAAGUCUGGCUUCUGGCGGGGAAUUACUGAUGAGGACUGCAACCAAGUUGUCGAUGUCCUCGGUCAAAACUUCAGCACAGUAACGGACGACCUUUACACUGAGGUAAUGAACCUCAUUUCUGCACCUGAAGAGGCCAAAACACGUAAUCUGCGCCAGCCUCUCACUGACUUUGGAAAGAAGCUGGUUGUGAAAGCUGUCCAAGAUAGUAUUGAGCUGCAGUGGAGGGUGUACUUCAGCCAGUUGAUUCUUCUAGUCCACAUGGAAUUCGAGUUCGACAAUGAGGCGGAUAUCCUUCAUAACCGAGUUGACGUUGGCAAUGUCUUUAGACAGCUUAUUGCGGCUCUACGACGAUUGGAGCUGUUGAAGUGGCUCGCCCAGACCGAACUCACAUUGCCCAGCAUCCGAGAAAAGAGCGAGAACGGCACCGUUUCGAGAAAAACUGUUGAAGAUGCGCAGUGCGUAACAGCACUGGAAGCGAAUGUUGGUCACCUACUUGGCUUCGCUGACAAGGGUGUACCCCUUGCUACUGACAUUACUGACCUGGUCAUCAACCUGUGUGCUCCCGAUAGCGAUAUCGAGGUUUCCCCGUCAUUGAUCCAGUGCUUUCUCAUCAAGCGGGAGAGGGCUGAUCUGGCUCUGGAUAUUGCGCCUUUCUGCGACCAAAAUCCUUUCUCAACAUACGUUCAAGGUCGCCUGCAGCUGGCCUUGAAGGACUUUAAUACCGCUGCUAUUUAUUUCAGAAAGGCAGCCAUUGGGAUGAGUGAGUCAACCACUGGUGCUGCGUUGAUAUCAGCUAACGAUUUCUCAGGCACGGAAAACCUCGAAAGUGAUCGCCAUAGCAGCGGUUUGCUUGAUGAUACUGAGUGGAAUCUGCUCAACCACGGCCCUGCAAAGUACUAUUCGCACAUCGUCGCCUUGUUCGAGAAGCAAAAGGCUUACUCUUACGUGAUCGAGUUCGCUCGGCUCGCUAUGCAAUUUCUUGGCUCAAAGCAAGAUGCCAUGUUCACUAAGACUGACAUGCAAAGCCGCUUGUUCAAUGCUGCAGUCGCGACGUCUCAGUUUGAGCUCGCCCACACAACGCUUGUGUCAAUCAAGGAUCAGGCAAUGAAGAUCUCAAACCUGCGUAAGCUGGUCGACAGGAUGUGUGCAACUUAUCACAACAUCGAGCUUGUGUCUAUGCCAUUCCCUGGUCUGCAACAGGAAGUCGAUGACAUCUUGUCACAGAAGACAAAGGCGACACUAGACGUUAUAGAAGGAUUCCCCUACCACCAGGUUCUCUACUCAUGGCGAAUCAAGCACAACAACUACCGCGGCGCUGCAUCCGUCGUACUGGACCGAAUUCACAAGCUACGAAGCGCUGGAGAAGGCGAUGAGGCCACAGGAGAGGACAUCCUUGAUACUCCGGUGACCAGACAGUAUCUCCUGCUCAUCAACGCCCUCAGCUGUGUAGAUUCCAAGCAGGCUUGGAUUUAUGAUGAAGCCCCAGCUGGCUAUGGCCAGAAAGAUGCAGUGAAGCGUAAUGUGGUUUCACUGGCGGAUAUCAGGAAGCAGUAUCAGGAUGAGCUGGAUCGAAUCACGGCGAUUCACAACAACCAGUUCGGCUUUGAGGCGGACGACGUUAUGGAAAUUUCAUGA
Molecule: messenger RNA, 3583 nt
Organism: Fusarium venenatum
Lineage: Eukaryota; Fungi; Ascomycota; Sordariomycetes; Hypocreales; Nectriaceae
Source: RefSeq, a predicted model, not a curated record